Molecule: messenger RNA, 953 nt
Organism: Physella acuta
Lineage: Eukaryota; Metazoa; Mollusca; Gastropoda; Physidae
Source: RefSeq, a predicted model, not a curated record
GUUCUGCUAUGUAUGGCAUCAGCAGACUUCUGCUGUCCUCGACAUCUUUCCCCAAGACAAAAGUUUCAGCAGACGACACCUGCCGUCUUCCCACGGUCGACGCGGUGGUCGACCUUGACCCCCAGGGUCAGGAAAGCCCCAGCCCCUCCCCCACCAGCACCAGCCCCGUCCCCGGGUACUCAGAAGCCCACAGAGCGCCCAAAACCAAACUCUUGAACUGCCAGCAUUUCUUCCUGAAACCCUCCAUCGCUCCUCUCGCUGUCCCUCUCCUCCCUGACGUCACAGGGGAGAAGAAAAGUGACGUCACAGAGGCGAUUUCCGAGUCGGAGAAAUGGUUGGAAGAGAGGUACCCGUAUCUGCCGACAUCGCGCCGGAAGAGAAGGAUCCGGCGGAUCCGGCGAGUUCGGAGACGGCAUCAGACGGUCCGGAUUGUCGUGGCGGAUUUCUGCUUCCAGAUCUUGGACGUGGCGUUUUGUUUGUGUGCGCUCUGUCAGUUCGUGAUCGCCGUGACCUACAUGCAUGACUGCCCAGCGCUGCCACUAAUCCCCCUGUGUCUGCUGGUCUUCAGCCUGCUCACGUCUGCCAACAUCGCGUGGGAGUUAAUCCAGACCUGGAUUAUCACCCACCUGGAUUACUCAAGCUGUCUGGACGACCUUAUGUACGGCAUAGAGGCGCUGCUCUGUGUGGCUCAGUCGUUCGCGUUUAUAGCAGAAACCUUGUUCACGUACUCCCUCCACGAUUUCUCAACGGAUGUGACGUCACCGAACUACUGCAACCCCUUGCUGUUUGGGUUCGCCUACGGUUUCGUCACCGUCUCCUUGGUGUUCCUCAUCCUUCUCUCCAUCUGCGGGAUCAUCAUCAACUGCUACCUCCGGUGCUGCGCCACCCCCCGGGCCAUCACCGUACACAUCGCCCCCAGGAGGCGCAGGGAACUACCCAGACAGCCGGCGUAA